Molecule: messenger RNA, 1726 nt
Organism: Pangasianodon hypophthalmus (striped catfish)
Lineage: Eukaryota; Metazoa; Chordata; Actinopteri; Siluriformes; Pangasiidae
Product: glycosyltransferase family 92 protein F13G3.3-like
Exons: 1
Coding region: 1-1008 (335 amino acids)
Source: RefSeq, a predicted model, not a curated record
AUGUGUCCGUAUCUGCGAAUUACAGCAUUCACUCUGAUCACUUUGGGUUUGAAUACGGCACAGCUGAUGUUACCUGCCAAGUACCGGAAACAUGUACAACACCGACACAUGUGGCGAUCACUUCACAAUCACCUAAAGAGGAUGGAUCCUUGCAGGACAUACGCGCAUUCCAACCUGUUAGGAGAGGAAAAGAAAGACUUUCCUUACGAUUUUACAGUUUGCAUUUCUGUCAUGUAUGAUUAUGACAAUGUGCUGGAGCUUGUGCAGGCCAUGGAGAUGUUCAAGAUACUCGGUGUCCAGAAGGUAGCUAUUUACAAAACCAGCUGCCAUCCUGUUACACAGAAGGUCCUGGAUUACUACAUCGGGCAGAACUUUGUGGAGAUCAUCCCCUGGAGUGUAGCAUCCUACAUUAAUGUGUCCAGAGGCUGGCAGAAGUCAGUCUCACCAGGGGAGCUGCACUACUUCGGGCAAAUUGCGGCGCUCAAUGACUGUGUGUAUCGUUACAUGUACCAGAGUCACUAUGUGGCUCUGCAAGACUUGGAUGAAUUCAUCCUCCCUAUGAAUUUAAACAACUGGAAAGAGCUCCUGCCUGAAUUGGAGAGGAAAUACAAUCAGGAGGUGGGCUUUGAGUUUGAGAAUAACUUUUUUCCUCUUUCCAUAAGGCAUCCAAGACCUGAAUAUUCACCAGACUCUUGGAAGAAGGUUAUGGGAGUAAACAUUUUAGAAUAUGUCUAUAGGUUAAACAAUGAUCCUACAAAGUUCAAUGAUUUCAAAGUCAUUGUAAAUCCUCGUUUAGUGUUUAAGACUAUGGUCCAUGGCUUUUUGCAGUCCAUUAAGGGUAGUGUCAGAGUGGACCAUGAGAUUGCCCGCAUGUAUCACCUGAGGAACGUUACAAGGAAAGAUGUGAUAACACAUUACCACAUACGGGACACACGUCUCAGAGACUACGCGUACAGACUGAUGCCUGCUGUUUCUGAAGUGCUUCAGAAAGCACUGGACAUUUACUAACCUAUCUGUGAUAAGCCAAAAAAAAUAUAUGUGAAAAGUAUGGUUAGAGGCAUGAUACAAACAUGCCACUGGACUCUAAUAAAUUUAGCUCAAGGGAAGUUUAGCUGAAUUGUGCAGGACAGGAAGAGGUACAUUUCCUGUCAGAAUCAUUUCUCUGUGUCACUUUGCCUUUCCCUUCUGCACAGGAAAUGUCACUAGCAGACUCUGGCAAUUUAAACGAUAACUCUAAGCAUGUCAGGCAGCACAAAAGCAACACGAAGCAUAUGAAAGUUCAUUGGUACAUUAUUUGCAAAAAUACAAAGCCUUUAAACAUGACUUUCAGCUUAUUUGAAUCUCAACAUUUUUAUUGUUAUUUUUAAUAACAUAUUUCUGUGUGGAUAAUCCCAACUCCCACUGUAUGAGAUCUCAGACAUAUCUGUAUCCAUGAUUAACAGACUUCCUUUGAGCCUUAGCAGCAUUGCUGUCAGUAGAGCACUGGAUUUUUUUUUCUUCUUCUUCUUUUCAGAAAUAAAACUGAAUUUAAAUAAACUUGACCUACUGCAAAACUGUUUACUUGAUUCCUGCAAAACUGAUUGCACUUUUUAGAGAUAAUUAGAUCAUUUAUCAAACGUGUGAAACGCUGUUCAAUCUGCAGUAUUCCUGAAUCCCAUGAUGCCUAUGUGUAAAACAUGAUAUGUGCAAAACUUGAAGUAGUUAAAUACUAAUGAGACAUCUGACA